UUUGCCAACUUAUCUGGACAGACUGUUGGGAGGGUGUGGAGCAACACCAAAUUAUUAAAUUUGGUGUUCAAAGCUACCUUAUUUACCAACCUCACCUCUCGCUCCUCUCUCUCUCUCUCUCCCCCUCUGAUCACUUUGUGAUAGUUCUGACAGCCCCACCCCGUCACUGUUGUCCUUUGCACAACCCACCCAAUGACUAAACUACUUCAGUUCAUAACCCGCCCGGCCUUUUAAUAGAAGAAAAAGAAGAAGAAGAAGAAGAGGAGAUAUUGAAACGCAUGCGCUUCCACAUCUCUCUCUGACUAACUCUUUCAUUUAAGUUGCAGUUCUAUGUUUUAUAGGUGCUUCUCAUCAAGACUAGAUAUAGAUAUAUGUAUAUAGUAUAGUACUUGCUGCUGCAGGCCAGGGUAGGCUACUAGACAGAUGGGAAAGAAGGGAGGAUCCUCCUGGUUGACUGCUGUCAAAAGGGCUUUCAGGUCUCCUACUAAAGACCCUGAAAAGAGAAAUCAGCUUGAAGAUGACGAAGAAAAGAAAAGGGAGAAGCGAAGAUGGGUUUUCAGGAAGCCAGCUAGCUGCCAUGAAAAUGCUACUCCUACUCAACAAGCUCUUCUGCCUAAGCACACAAAUAACAGCAUACCCUUACCCACUACUACUGCUUCAGAAGCAGAACAGCAAAGGCAUGCCAUUGCGGUGGCCGCCGCUGAGGCUGCCGUUGCCACUGCUCAGGCAGCCAUGGAAGUUGCUCGUCUUGCCAAGCCUCCUCCCAUUUCUAAUGUUUAUUACUAUGCAAGGGGCAGGGAACAACAUCUUGCUGCCAUUAUAAUUCAAACUGCCUUCAGAGGAUAUCUGGCGAGGCGAGCUCUUAGUGCACUGAAAGGACUAGUAAAGUUGCAAGCUUUGGUAAGAGGUCACAAUGUGAGGAAGCAAGCAAAGAUGACACUGAGAUGUAUGCAAGCUCUGGUUCGAGUACAGUCUCGGAUACUUGACCAGCGCAUCAGGCAAUCCCAUGAAGGAAGCAGAAAUUCAACUUUCAGUGACAGCAACACCCUGUCCAUGUGGGAUCCCCCACGUUAUGUUCAAGACUUUUCUGAUAGGAGAUCAAUGUCUAGAGAUGGAGGUAGUAGCAUCCCAGAUGAUUGGGAUGAACGGUCGCAUACCAUUGAGGAGGUUAAAGCAAUGCUCCAGAGCAGAAAAGAAGCAGCUUUUAGGCGACAAAGAAACUUAUCCCAACAGAUGUGGAGAGGGGGUAAAAAUCCAUCAAUAGGCAGUGAGGAUGAAUUUGGGGAAAGGCAGCUGCAGGAGAGAUGGAUGAUGGGUGCAGCAGCAAAACCAUGGGAUGUCAGGGAAAGUAGAGCUUCAACUGAUCAUCAUCAGAUUGACAACGUUAAAACUGUCGAAAUUGAUACUUCACAACCUUACUCCUAUCUGGCUCCUAGUAAUCUCCGAAGAUCAUCAAAUCAUCAUCAGCAGCAGCAUCAAAAAAGACCAAGUUCACCUCUUCAUAGACCUCACCAAAACCAAUCCUUCCGCUCUCCCGCCACGCCUUCUCCCUCCAGAACAGCUCCUCCUAUGCAGCUGCGCUCUGCCAGUCCCCGCUGUUCCAGAGAAGUAGAAAGAAACAGCUACCAUACAGCUCAAACCCCCAGCCUAAGACCUAAUAACUACUAUUUUAAUAAUAAUGGUGGGUCAUACCAGCAGGCUAGGGGUGCAAAUGUUGCUACAAUAAUGCCAAAUUACAUGGCUGCAACCGAGUCCGCUAAGGCUAGGAUUCGCUCACAAAGUGCUCCCCGGCAGAGGCCAUCGACGCCAGAGAGGGAGCGAAUAGGAAUAGGAUCGGCAAAGAAACGCCUAUCCUUCCCGGUUAAUAAUAAUGCUGCAGGUGAUGAGGGUUAUGGAAUGGGGGGCUAUUUGCAUAACUUGAGGAGCCCGAGCUUCAAGAGCGUGGUGAGUGCAUUUGGAUAUGAGCAGCAGUCUAACUAUUCAUCUUGCUGCGGCACUGAGAGUAUUGGAGGUGGUGGUGAGGUUUCUCCUUGUACUAGUGACCUUAGAAGGUGGCUGAGAUAAUAAGGUAAUAACAGAUUAAGAACAAGCAAACUUAACUACCAAGGGGUGAAUUGAAUUAAACAUUUUCAACUUAAAGCUAGCUAGCUAACUCUUUCUAUAUAAUAUAUUAUAGGUGUUUGGUACUAGAAUUAGUAUUCCUUUAGUUUCUUCAGUUUUGCUGCUAUUCAUGGAUUUGGCCUUGUCUCUUCUUCCUGCUGUUUACACUAUUUAAGAUGUAGUGGAUUGAGUGAGUUGUGUUAGUACCAAAAUUAAUAUAAAUAUAUUAGUUUAGUACAUGA
Molecule: messenger RNA, 2342 nt
Organism: Ipomoea triloba (trilobed morning glory)
Lineage: Eukaryota; Viridiplantae; Streptophyta; Magnoliopsida; Solanales; Convolvulaceae
Product: protein IQ-DOMAIN 1
Exons: 5
Coding region: 424-2064 (546 amino acids)
Molecular function (GO): protein binding
Source: RefSeq, a predicted model, not a curated record